Molecule: messenger RNA, 851 nt
Organism: Morus notabilis
Lineage: Eukaryota; Viridiplantae; Streptophyta; Magnoliopsida; Rosales; Moraceae
Product: coiled-coil-helix-coiled-coil-helix domain-containing protein 10, mitochondrial
Exons: 5
Coding region: 117-554 (145 amino acids)
Biological process (GO): mitochondrion organization
Cellular component (GO): mitochondrion; nucleus
Source: RefSeq, a predicted model, not a curated record
UCUCAGGUCUCUGGUAGCACAACGUAGAAACCCUCUCUUGACCAUAUUCUCUAGACCCUUCCUAGGUUUUCUGACUCGGUCGCCGUCGCAAAUCUCUUCCGUCGCCGCCAUCAGCCAUGCCUCGCCGCAGCUCCGGAGGACGUCCUGCCCCCCGUGCACGCCCUGCAGCACGCAGCCCUCCUCCUCGGCCAGUUAACCACGCUCCUCCUCCAGCUCCAGCACAACAGGGUGGAGGUGGUGGAUCUUUGCUAGGAGGGAUUGGAUCCACUAUUGCUCAGGGAAUGGCCUUUGGCACCGGAAGUGCAGUGGCACACAGGGCUGUAGAUGCUAUUGUUGGCCCUCGAACCAUUCAGCAUGAAACUGUGGUGUCUGAGGCUGCUGCAGCCCCAGCACCUGCCACAAACAGUAUGGGUGGUGCUGAUGCGUGUGGCAUUCACACUAAGGCGUUCCAAGAUUGCUUGAAUGGCUACGGGAACGACCUUAGCAAGUGUCAAUUCUAUAUGGACAUGCUGUCCGAGUGCAGGAAGAAUUCUGGUGGCAUGUUGAGUGCCUAAAGCACUGCUUUGCUGUAUAUCAGCUAUCAUCUCUGCAAAUGUCAUUCUAAUUUAUUGUAGUCACGAUGGUGAGCUGGUAGUCCGUUUAUGGUGAAGCUCUGUUUAAUAACCCAUAUUGGGAGGUACUGAAAAUGACGAUUUAAGUACUCUUUUAUUAUUGUUGUGGGAGCUUGGAUACGAGUUCUUUGCUAUCCCGGUCUCCCUAUACUCUUGAUAGUACUUGCUCUCUAAAUAUUGAUCAUGCGUUUCUGAUUUGAAGCUACUCUUAAAUAAAUCUUUAUCACAGCUUUUUGCCAA